Messenger RNA from Hippocampus zosterae (dwarf seahorse), 1178 nucleotides. Its product is annotated as ADP-ribosylation factor 4-like. The record is from RefSeq and is a predicted model, not a curated record. Gene Ontology annotation, cellular component: cytoplasm; plasma membrane. The transcript is spliced from 6 exons. Gene Ontology annotation, molecular function: GTP binding; GTPase activity. Gene Ontology annotation, biological process: intracellular protein transport; vesicle-mediated transport. The coding region runs from base 220 to 885 and encodes 221 amino acids. Lineage: Eukaryota; Metazoa; Chordata; Actinopteri; Syngnathiformes; Syngnathidae.
GCGCUUUUCUUCGUCGUUCCUCAAACCACCCAAAGCGAUUUGAAACCGCUUCCAUGGAAGCCCAGCAGGAUGUGUCGUCGUGUCAACGGGCCUCAACAAAUUACAACUUCCGGCGUAAGGUGCGUGUCAAUAUUUUGAAGCGGAAGUCGCGCUUCUGUUGCAACCUGUCCGCUGUCACCGUGGACUCAUCUGACAUGCACACGCAUGACAUGAAAUGAAAUGACGCGCAUAUACACACACACCCCGUCCCAGCCUAUAAAGGCACACACACCACCAAGGACCCCCAUUGACCACAGAGCAACAACACAAAGAUCAUUCGAAGAGGACACGCUGAGCACAACUAUGGGCGUCUUCAUUUCGCGACUUUUCUCCAUGUUUACUGCCAAAACUCCAGCCAGGAUUCUCAUGGUGGGUCUGGAUGCUGCCGGUAAAACAACUUUGCUGUACAGAUUGAAGCUGGCUGAGGUGGUCACUACCAUCCCCACUGUGGGGUUUAACGUGGAAACAGUUGAAUAUAAAAAUAUCUCCUUCACUGUUUGGGACGUCGGUGGGCAAACUGUCAUCAGACCGCUAUGGAGACACUACUACACAAACACUAAUGGUGUCAUCUUUGUGGUGGACAGUAAUGACCCCCAGAGACUCAAAGAGGCAUCUGAAGAGCUGCAUAGGAUCCUGGAAGAGGACGAGCUGAGAAAGGUGGCGCUGCUGGUGUUUGCCAACAAGCAGGACCUUCCUCAAGCCAUGACAGUCGCUCAGGUCAGCGACGGCCUGUGCCUGUCGGGGGUCACGCAGCCGUAUUAUAUUCAGGCGUCCUGCGCGGUGAGCGGGUCAGGUCUGGUUGAAGGUCUGGAUUGGCUCUCGAAGCAGAUCGUGAAGCAGUUUUAGCUGAUGAGUUGUGGACUUCUCCUUCCCUCUCUGCUCCUCGCCUCAUCAACACUUUGGCCGCAGUAUCUUCACCUCACCAAGCGAAGUACAAAGGAAGAAGAAAAACACUUUGGGAUGUUUUUGCUCAUAAGAAAUGGUUCUGGUGAUAUUAUGGUUAUAUUUUUAUAUUAUUAUGCUGGAGAAAGGGUUCUGAUACAAGGAUUGAUCAGGUCGUUCUGUUUUAUUUCAUUUGUGACAAAUGUCAAAGUUCAUAUUGUACAGAUGUAUCCUCAAUAAAGUGGCUAUAGGGUGGA